AUGGAGACUGAGACAAUAUCUUGGGCGUGGAAGAUGGCGAAGCGUCUGUGGCUGAGGCCGAAGAAGCUGGAGAGGCUGCUUAGACAGCGAGGCCUUCAAGGCACCCCGUAUAAGCUUCUCACUGGGGAUUCAACCCAAAUGUUUAAUAUGCUUAUGCAAGCCAAAUCAACCUCUUGUCAUUCUCGCUUGUUUAUUUGUAGGUUUCUACCUACAAGUGAGAUUAAGAGGAUAAAAAAAACAAGAGAUAUGCGAGCUUCACUUAAGGGUAUAAUCAACAAGAGAGAGAAAGCAAUGGAGGGAGGGGAAGCCCCUAAGGAUGAGUUCAUACUUCUGGAGUCAAAUCACAAGGAAAUUGAAGAACAUGGAAAUAACAAGGAUGAUGGCAUGUUUAUUCAAGAUGUGAUUGAGGAAUGCAAGCUUUUCUACUUGGCGGGGCAAGACACUACGUCUGUCCUGCUUGUUUGGACUAUGGUGUUGCUCAGCAGGUACCCUGAUUGGCAAAAACGUGCAAGGGAGGAUGUCUUGAGAGUAUUUGGCGACCAAAAACCAAAUCACCUUAAGAUUUUGACCAUGAUUUUAUAUGAGGUCUUGAGGCUAUACCCACCAGUAUUAUUGCUUGCUAGAAGUGUUUCUAGGGAUAUAAAACUUGGACACCUAAAAACACCUGCAGGAGUGCGUCUUUUUAUAGCAACAGGUUUGUUUCACCAUGAUGGUGAAUUGUGGGGUGACGAUGCAAAGCAAUUCAAUCCAGAGAGGUUUUCAGAAGGAGUUCUAAAGGCAACGAAGGGGCAGGCUUCGUUCAUUCCAUUUGGAUGGGGUCCAAGAAUAUGCAUUGGGAAAAACUUUGCCAUGCUGGAAGCAAAGAUGGCUAUCUCUAUGAUUCUACAACGUUUCUGGUUUGAGCUUUCCCCAACAUAUGCUCAUGCUCCAAUGGACGUGGCUACUCUUAGGCCCCAGUUUGGUGCUCAAAUCAUUUUACAUAAACUGUGA
This is a messenger RNA of Prosopis cineraria, 990 nucleotides long. RefSeq names its product cytochrome P450 72A68-like. Gene Ontology annotation, molecular function: oxidoreductase activity, acting on paired donors, with incorporation or reduction of molecular oxygen; monooxygenase activity; iron ion binding. The record is from RefSeq and is a predicted model, not a curated record. NCBI's taxonomy places the organism in Eukaryota, Viridiplantae, Streptophyta, Magnoliopsida, Fabales, Fabaceae.